AUGUAUGCACCACAUAUUUGCCAGCAGGUUUCAUCUAAGGCCCUUCGAUAUCGCCUUCUUUCUCUGUUCUAUCUGCCUCCAUGGCCGAAACUGCCGUCCCUAUCUCGUCCCUGUAGUCGACAGGUCUCGAUGGCUUCACCUCCACAACCGCCUCAGCCAGGCGGCUGUUGCAUGUCCGGUUGCUUCAACUGUGUCUGGCUGGAAUACGCAGAAUCCCUGCUACAGUAUCACCUUUCCAUAAAAAGGAACGGGCAGCCUUUUGACGAGAUAUCGGAUGCUGCCUUUGAUGAGAUCAGAGCCAAACUGGAGGCCGUCGAGGACCCGAGCAUACGAGAUUUCCUCCUGUUUGAACUGAGCAUGCGGUUGGACAAGCACUCGAGGUCAGCCGCCGGAAGGCAGCAUGGUGAACACACAGACAGCUAA
Molecule: messenger RNA, 423 nt
Organism: Dibothriocephalus latus
Lineage: Eukaryota; Metazoa; Platyhelminthes; Cestoda; Diphyllobothriidea; Diphyllobothriidae
Source: the annotation of a GenBank genome assembly